AUGUUUUGGACGCAGGAAAGGGAAGGUGGUGGCAGCCAGUUGGCCGUGCAGCCUCGCGACGGUGGCGCUGGGUACCCUUCCGGCCCUCAACCUACAGGCAUGGCCGGCAGCGUCCCUUCUCCGCAGCCGCCUCCGGUGCCUGCUGCCGUGUCUCUCAGCCUUGUUCCGUCUCCUCCGUCUUCUGUGCAGACGCCACCGUCGGUGACGAAUUCUGAGGUUUUGCCAGCCGCUGGCACUGGAGCUAGCACCGGCCAUGGCGUCAUCAACUUGAACGACAUCAAUCUCGUGGACGGCCUCCGUGGCAGAAGCACCGGCGAGGCUGGAGCAGGAGGGUCUGGCUGCAGCCGCUGGCCACACGAUGAGACGCUGGCGCUUAUCGAGAUCCGGUCGGAAAUGGACAGCGUCUUCCGCAACGCCGGCCUCAAAGCGCCCGUUUGGGAGGAGGUCUCCAGGAAGCUAGCGCAGCGAGGCUACCGCAGGAGCGCCAAGAAGUGCAAGGAGAAGUUCGAAAACGUUGACAAGUACUACAAGCGCUCCAAGGAAGAUCGUGCCGGCAGGCCGGACAACAAGAGCUACCGCUACUUCGCCCAACUCGAAGCACUCCACGCUGCAGACCCGCCGCAGCACCAGGCCGCGCCAAUGGCCAUGGCGGCUGCAGCUGCGAGACCGUUGGCGAUGGCCCAUCCUGGCGCUGGCCUGCUGCUGCCGGACCACGGCUUCUGGUCCAAUACGGAGCCAGACUCAGACAAUGAGUCCGAUGACGAGGAGGAAGGGGGCGGUGGUAUCAGUUACAAGAUGUUGACGGUGCUCGUGAAGCGUCUGAUAAAGCAGGUCACGAAGAGGCAAGACGCAAUGCAGCAACUACUCCUUGAUAAGCUCGAGAGGUGGGAAGCAGAGCGCACUAAGCGAGAGCAGGCAUGGCGGGCGCAUGAACUCACCCGCAUAAAGUGCGAAUGGGAGCAACUCGCCCAGGAGCGAGCUACCGGAGCCACCCGCGACGCUGCCCUGAUCAUGUUACUCCAGCGCAUCAUCACCAGCGGGAACUCCGUAUCGCUCCCUCCUUCCUUCAGCUCCUUAGCUGCGGCCAACAAACAAAAGGCGCCAGUGAUACAGAAUACCUCUCAGAUACAUCAUCACAUUGAAGCAUUAAUCGCCUCAAUGCAGUCAGUGGUUGCGAGCCGGUCAGUAGGAGAGAGCAGCGAGGGGGAUAAUAAUGGGAGCGGUAUGCCACGAUGGCCCAAGGAGGAAGUCGACGCGCUAAUACAAUUGCGGAUGGAGAAGGACGAGCUUUGGCAGGAUUUGGGAGGCAAGGCUCUACUGUGGGAUGACAUUUCUGCAGCCAUGCGGAACAUGGGGUACCACCGGAGCUCCAAGCGGUGCAAGGAGAAGUGGGAGAACAUCAACAAGUACUUCAAGAAGGUGAAGGAGAGCAAGAAGCGGCGCCCCUAGGACGCCAAGACGUGCCCUUACUUCCACCAACUUGAGGAUAUCUACCGCAAGAGGCAGCAAUUCACCAUGACCGGCAACGGCGGCAGCUCGAGCACUGCCCCCGAUGACACUACGGUUACCGUCACCUUCUCGGAGCAGCCUGUCUUGGAGCAGAACCACCAAUGUGAUCUUCAAGGUAACAUCGGCAAUAACUUUGGUAUGAUGGUUAACGACGGUGGGGAGAACUCACAUGCCUCACCAUGCAACGACGGCCACACGGCAAUGCACACAACCGUGGUUGAUGACAUUGCUAUAAACGAGGAGGAGAACACCCAUCGCGAGCUGGAAGAUAAGAUCAACAAUGACUUGGGCAUGGUGGAAAACAUUGAAGGGGGAAACUUGCAUACCACACUGAGCAACGACGGCGAUACGGCAAUGGUCACUGUCGUGCUUGAUGAUAGCUCUAUAAACAAGGAGGAGAAUCCCCAUCGUGAGCUCAGAGUUAGGAUCAGCAAUAAAUUCAACAUGAUGGGUAAUGACGGAGGGGAGAACUUGCUUGCCCCAUCGAGAAACGGUGGGGAUACACCAAUGGACAACAACAUGCUUGAUGACGACGCUAAAAACAAGGAGAACCCCUCGCGUGAGCUCGAAGUUAAAAUUAGCAAAGAUUUCAGCAUGGUAGAUAAUGGCGGAGGCGAGAACUUGCAUGCCCCACGGAGCAAAGACGGCGCUACAACAGUGGUUACAGCCGUGCUUGAUGAAAGCGCAAUAAACAUUGAGGAGAACUUGCUUGCCCCACCCUGCAAUGGCGGCGAUAUGGCAAUUGACACGGGCGUGAUUGAUGGUAGCUCUACAAAUAAGGAGAACCGCUCACGCGAGCUCGAAAGUAAAAUUAGCAAUGACUUCAUCGCGAUGGAUAAUGUUGGAGGGGAGAAUUUGCUUUCCCCACCGAGCAACAACGAUGAUACGGUAGUGGAUACAUCCGUGCUUGAUGAAAGCGCAAUAAACAAGGAUAAACCCUCAUGCGCGAUCGAAGGUAAGAUUAACAAUGACUUCGCCAUGAGGGAUAACAUCGGAGGGGAGAACUUGAUUGCCCCGAGCAACAACGGCGAUACGAUUGUGGAUACAACCUUGCUUCAUGACAGUGUUGUAAACAAGGAGGAGAACCCUUUGUACGAGCACGAAGUUAAUAUCAACAAUCAUUUCAGCAUGAUGGGUAACGGCGGAGUGGAGAACUUGCUAGCCCCACCCAACAACAAUGGCGAGAUGGCAACAGACACAGUCGUGCUUGAUGACAAUGCUAUAAACAAGGAGGAGAAUCCCUCACAGGAGCUCGAAGGUACGAUUAGCAAUGACUUUGCCAUGAUUAUUAAUGGCGGAGGAGAGAACUUGCUUUCCCCACUGAGAAAUGAUGGUGAUACGACAGUGGAUACAACCGUACUUGAUGGCAGCAUUGUAAACAAGGAGGAGAACCCUGGGCACGAACACGAAGUUAAUAUCAGCAAUCAUUUCGGCAUGAUGGGUAGCAGCGGAAGGGAGAACUUGCUGGUCCCACCCAGCAACAAUGGUGAGAUGGCAACGGAUACAGUCGUCCUUGAUGACAAUGCUAUAAACAAGGAGGAGAAUCCUUUGCGUGAGCUCAAAGGUAACAUUAGCAAUGACUUUGCCAUGAUGAUUAACGGCAGAGGGGAGAACUUGCUUUCCCCACCGAGAAACGAUGAUGACACGACAGUGGAUACAGCCGUGCUUGACGAGAGCGCAAUAAAAAAGGAGGAGGACCCCUGGCGCAAUCUCGAAGGUAAUAUCAACAAUGACUUCAACAUGAUAGGUAAUGAUGGAGAGGAAAACUUGCUUGCUGCACCCUGUAAUGGCGUGGAUACAGCAAUGGACGCAACAGUGCUUUAUGACAACGCUAUAAACCAUGAGAAGAACCCAUUGCGCGAGCUUGAAGAUAAGACCAUUAAUGAAUUUGCCAUGAUGGAAAAUAGUGGAGAGGAGAAAUUGCUUGCCUCAUCAAACAACGGCGGCGAUACGGCAAUGGACACAACCAUGCUUGAUGACAGCACUAUAAACAAGGAGGAGAACCCCCGGAGAGAGCUGAAAGGUAAUGUCAGCAAUGACUUCGACAUGAUGGGUAGCGACGAAGGGGAGAACUUGCUUGCCCCACCGAGCAAUAGUGAUGAUAUUGCAAUGGACACCUCCGUACUUGAUGACAUCCCUAUAAACAAGGAGAACCCCUUGCACGAGCUCGGAGGUAAUAUCAACAAUGAAUUUGUCAUGAUGGGUAACGAUGGAGGGGAGAACUUGUUUGCCCCACCCAGCCACAACUGUGAUACAACAAUGGACACAGCCGUGCUUGAUGACAGCGCUAUAAACAAGGAGGAGAACCCCUGGCGUGAGCUCGAAGGUAACAUCCGCAGCGACUUCAGCAUGAUGGAUAACGGCGGAGGGGAGAACUUGCUUGCCCCACCCAACAACAUCGGCGAUAAGGCAAUGGACACAACCGUGCUUGAUGAUAGCGCUAUAAACAAGGAGAACCCCUGGCGCGAGCUCGAAAGUAAGAUCAACAAUGACUUCAAGAUGAUGGAUAACGGCGGAUGGGAGAACUUGCUUGCCCCACCUAGCAACAACGACGAUACUACAAUGGACACAGGUGUGCUUGAUGACAACCCUGUAAACAAGAAGAAAGAAGACAUUGUGAUGACGACUGAGGCAAACAUGCAGCCUCAGCAGAAGGACUUUACAGAUUGGGAGGAGACGUGUAGCGACGACAUCGAAGGCAACUACACCCAUGAAGAUCGUGACAAUGGUGGUGGCAGCAGCGACAAUGAGAAUGAUAAAAUGAAAUGCAUCGUGGAGCUCCGGAAGCAACAAUAGCGCGCCUGCCCCAGAGAUAACCGAGAAGGUGGUGACGAGUUCGGUCCCGACAAGUAGCUCUUUCCUUCCUGUUCAGUAGACGCCAAUGCCCCGCGCAUGUUCCGAAAGAAAGCCAGGCAUCACAUCGUCUUCUUCGGUUCAUAAGCACCCGUUAUCCUUUGCAACAUCAUAUACCGUUUGUUGAUUUCUUGCCUGUAAUAACAGCCUCGAUUAUCAAAGGCCGAACCGGAAUAAGAGUCACCCUUCUGCAGUUCUUGAAUUAGCUAGACUGAAGAACAGAGGAGGUGCUUGACCAGAAGAAUUCCUAAGGAACAGGUUUUAUUUGUAGUGCAUGCCUUGGUUUAGACAGCAUGUGUUUUACCAUUUUCGUGCAUUGUAGCAU
Molecule: messenger RNA, 4687 nt
Organism: Brachypodium distachyon (stiff brome)
Lineage: Eukaryota; Viridiplantae; Streptophyta; Magnoliopsida; Poales; Poaceae
Exons: 19
Source: RefSeq, a predicted model, not a curated record